AUGAAAUUUGAAGACUUACUCAAAAUUGUAGGCGAUUUCGGUAUUUUUCAAAAACUAUUGAUCACAUUGUUUCUAAUACCAACGUCGACAUUGAUUACACUAUACGACUACUUGUUUAUGUUGGCCACACCUGACCACUGGUGUUAUGUACCACAGUUGGCCAACUUAUCGUCAAAUUUACAAAAACAACUAAUUAGUCCCGAAACUGUUGGUCAGGGAUUAGUAUCAUUAGACAGGUGCCAUAUGUAUGAUAUUGACUAUGACUUAACUGAUUAUUACAACAACACAACAACAACAUCAAUAAGUUUAGCGUUUAAUAUAAAUAAUAUAACAAUUAAAGAGUGCAUGGAGUUUGUGGGAAUUGACUAUCGAUCCAAAACAUCCAGUCUCUCAUCACUGGCUUAUUCUGGGGGCAGUUGUUUACUACCACUAGUUGUCUAUUUGACAACUGGUAACUGGAUAUUGUUGGCUAGUUUUCAAUUAGUCGCAACACUACCUAUGUUUAUAGUUUGGAGAUAUUUACCUGAAUCUGCUUCGUGGCUAAUAACUAAGCGCCGAUAUACCGAUGCCUACAAUGUUUUGGAAAAAGUGGCCAAAAUUAAUGGCAAACAAUUACCAAAUGAUUUUAUGAAUCAAAUUCAAAAAGUGGGCCAAAAACAGAUGGAAAUAAAAUGGAGUAAAAAAAUAAACGACUCGUCUCUCGACUUUCUUCGAGUACCAGAACUAAGAAAACAAACCGUUAUUUUGCUAACAAUUUUUGUGGCAAAUGUUAUGACAAAUAUAGGAUUGUCGUUGAAUUCACUUAAUUUUCACGCAAACGAAUUGUUAAACUAUUUUCUUAUAUCAUUGGCUGACAUACCGGCCCUAUUGUUGGGCUGGUAUCUGAUUGAGAGCCGACUUGGCCGUCGAUGGACCAACACUUUUGCUAUGUUAUUGUGUGGCAUAGCGUUAUGUAUACCAAUAUUGAUAGAUCCAUCACAUAAGCUAUUAAUUACCGUCCUAUCGAUGAUUGGUAAAUCGGGAACCGCUGUCUCGCAUAUGAUUACAUAUCAACAAUCGGCCGAAAUAUUUCCGACAACUCUGAGAAGUGCGGGAAUGGCUAUAUGUUGUACUGGUAAAUAUGGACUUUGGAUUCCAUUGUUUAUAAUGGGUUCGGUUUGUCUAAUAGCUGGUCUGGCCUCUAGUUUUCUACCCGAAACAUUAAACAAAAAUUUACUGCAAAAUAGUGCCGACAACAUGGAAUUUGAAGACUUACUCAAACUUGUCGGCGAUUUCGGUAUUUUUCAAAAAUUUUUGAUUACAUUUUUUCUAAUACCAACGUCGACAUUGGUUACACUAUACGACUACUUGUUUAUGUUGGCCACACCUGACCAUUGGUGUUAUGUACCAGAGUUGGCCAAUGUAUCCGCUGAUCUACAAAAACAACUAAUUAGUCCCGAAACUGUUGACCAGGGAUUGGUAUCAUAUGACAGGUGCCGUAUGUAUGAUAUAGACUAUGACUUAAUUAACUAUUACAACAACUCAACAACACCAAUAAGUUUAGCGUUUAAUAUAAAUAAUAUAACAACUAAAGAGUGUAAUAACGGUUGGGUUUAUGAUAAAUCAAUGUUUACAUCAACGGCAACCACACAUUUCAAUUUGGUUUGCAAUAAUGCACAUUAUGUAAGCAUUUUGUUAUCAAUAGGAGCCAUAGGACAGGUCAUCUUAACUCCUAUUUUAUCAAUAUUGACUAAUUGGAUUGGCCAAAAGAAAUCAUUUUUGAUCGUCAAUAUAAUGAUUGUAUUGUCAUUUAUAUCACCCAUUGUUUUACGCGAUUAUAUUAGUUUUGCAAUUUGUCGGUUCAUUUGUAUGGGGUUUGCAGUUAUUGACUAUCAAAUAUCGUAUAUUAUGUGCAUGGAGUUUGUGGGAACUGGCUAUCGAUCCAAAACAUCCAGUCUCUCAUCACUGGCUUAUUCUGGGGGAAGUUGUUUACUACCAGUAGUUGUCUAUUUGACAACUGGUAACUGGAUAUUGUUAGCUAUUUUUCAAUUAGUUGCAACACUACCUAUGUUUAUUGUUUGGAGAUAUUUACCUGAAUCUGCUUCGUGGCUAAUAACUCAACGCCGAUAUACCGAUGCCUACAAUGUUUUAGAAAGAGUGGCCAAAAUUAAUGGCAAACAAUUACCAAAUGAUUUUAUGAAUCAAAUUCAAAAAGUGGGCGAAAAACAGAUGAAAAUGAAAUCAAUGCAACAGAAGAACGACUCGUAUAUCGACUUUCUUCGAGUACCAGAACUAAGAAAACAAACCCUUAUUUUUCUAACAAUUUUUGUGGCAAAUGUUAUGACAAACGUUGGAUUAUCAUUGAAUUCACUUAAUUUUCACGGAAACGAAUUGCUAAACAAUUUUCUUAUAUUAUUGGCUGACAUACCGUCCCAGUUGUUGGGCUGGUAUCUGAUUGAGAGCCGACUCGGCCGUCGAUGGACCAAUACUUUGUCUGUGAUGUUGUGUGGCAUAGCAUUAUGUAUAUCAAUAUUAAUAGAUCCGUCCAAUAAGUUAUUGAUGACAGUCUUAUCGAUGAUUGGUAAGUCGGGAAUCGCUGUCUCCCAUAUGAUUACAUAUCAACAAUCGGCCGAAAUAUUUCCGACAACUCUGAGAAGUGCGGGAAUGGGUAUAUGUUCUGCUGUUUCGUCGUUGUCCGACAUCGGUAUACCUUAUAUAUCAUAUUUGGGUAAAUAUGGACUUUGGAUUCCAAUGUUUAUAAUGGGUUUGGUUUGUAUAAUAGCUGGUCUGACCUCAAGUUUUUUACCCGAAACACUAAACGAAAAUUUACCGCAAACUACUGCCGACACUCAAAAAUUUGCUAAAAAUAGAAAAUAUUUUUCGUUGGCUAAAACCACUGUUGAAAUACUUAAUAAAGAGUCACUAUUAGAACCAUUAUUAUAA
Molecule: messenger RNA, 2922 nt
Organism: Oppia nitens
Lineage: Eukaryota; Metazoa; Arthropoda; Arachnida; Sarcoptiformes; Oppiidae
Product: beta-alanine transporter-like
Exons: 12
Coding region: 1-2922 (973 amino acids)
Biological process (GO): transmembrane transport
Cellular component (GO): membrane
Molecular function (GO): transmembrane transporter activity
Source: RefSeq, a predicted model, not a curated record